AUGCCAGACUUCAAGCCGCUCAAGGAGACACCGCUCUUCUCACCGUUCAAGCUCGGUCCUCUCAACCUCGAGCACAGAAUUGUGCAGGCACCGUUGACACGUAUGCGUGCGGUAAAAGAAAGUGACGGGGUGUUUGUGCCAAAGGACCUACACGUUGAGUACUACAGCCAACGUGCGAGCAAAGGCGGCUUGCAAUUGACCGAAGCUACUGAUAUCGCCAAAUAUGCCAGCGGAUAUCCCGGCGUACCCGGUGUUUUCUCGGAUUCGCAAAUUGCGGGCUGGAAGAAAGUCACAGACGCAGUACACGCAAAGGGCGGCUACAUCUUCUGCCAACUAUGGCACACCGGACGUGCCAGUCCGCCAUCGUUCCGUGCUGGAGCGCCGACGGUGAGCUCAAGCGACGUGCCAAUGGAGGGUAGCUGGCUCGAUGGUGUGGCAUGUGCCGACCACCCACCCAAACCGUUGGGUGUCGAAGAGAUCCAAGACCUCGCCAAAACUUGGGGAGAAGCAUCGAAAAAGGCGAUAGAAGCUGGUUUCGAUGGUAUUGAGAUCCAUGGUGCCAACGGAUACCUCAUCGACCAGUUCCUACACGACAACGUAAACAAGAGGACAGAUCAGUAUGGUGGUUCAAUCGAGGGUCGCAGUCGCUUUCCCCUCGAGGUCAUCCAGGCCUGCUCAAAAGCCAUUGGCGCUGAUCGUGUAGGCAUCCGUCUCAGCCCCUACAACUACUUCCAGAAUACCAAGGACAGCAACCCCAACGAGCACUGGGAAUACCUGUGUGAGAAGAUUGCAUCUCUACCGGAGGCAGAGAGGCCGGCAUAUGUCCACAUGGUCGAGCCGCGCUUCGACGAAGUCCUAGACGAACAGGCCAAGAUGGAUGCGCUGGCCGCAUAUACCAACAAAGGUGGCAAGGGCGUUGAGGCCGAGGCGACCGUAAAGGCCAAGGGGAACACACUCGUCAACUUCCGCAAUAUUUUGCAGAAGGGCGGCGUAAAGUUCAUCGCGGCUGGUGGCUUCAACCGGGACAACGCCGCGCCCAAGGUUGAAUCUGGUGAUGCCGACCUCAUCAUCUUCGGUCGCUGGUUUAUUGCCAACCCCGAUCUUCCCAAACGCCUCGCUGAGGGUCUGGAGCUGAACCAGUACGAUCGCGACACUUUCUAUGGCGCUGAUCCGCCACAGAAGGGCUAUACCGAUUACCCUUUCCAUGCGCAGACUGCUUCUGCGUAAAUCGGCUGUCUACUGUAAUGCAUUAGUGGCGCUAAUUCAGUUGUUGCAUUUCAGAGCGCAUUUGGUUAGUCGUAGAACAAUUCAUCUGCCUUAGACAUCCAA
This is a messenger RNA of Pyrenophora tritici-repentis Pt-1C-BFP, 1329 nucleotides long. RefSeq names its product NemA, NADH:flavin oxidoreductase, Old Yellow Enzyme family. Gene Ontology annotation, molecular function: FMN binding; oxidoreductase activity. The record is from RefSeq and is a predicted model, not a curated record. Lineage: Eukaryota; Fungi; Ascomycota; Dothideomycetes; Pleosporales; Pleosporaceae.